Messenger RNA from Caenorhabditis angaria, 2999 nucleotides. The record is from the annotation of a GenBank genome assembly. Lineage: Eukaryota; Metazoa; Nematoda; Chromadorea; Rhabditida; Rhabditidae.
AUGCGGGCAAAUUCUAGUGGAGACUGGACAGAAAUCGAAUGCGAUUGGUUUGAUAAAGUUUAUGAGUUUCAGGUUGGUGAAACAUUUUUGGGUUUUCGAAAAAUUGAAUGAAAUAAGUUGUGAUGUUCAACUUUCAUUCGCUUUUUUUAAAUUUAAAAUUCCACCUGCCAACUCUGAAGUUUUUACGACUAAAAAUCACGAUUUUAUUCGGCACAACCUAAUUCUGUUAUGAAAGUGAGCCCCCUGAAAUUCCACGUCAAAUAAAUUAGCAAAAUGGUUUUUCUAGUUUGAAAAAUCUUUUUCCUAGAAAUUUCAAAAAAGUUUCCUUAUUGCAAAAAAAAGUUCCUGAUGCAUUUUAAAUGCAUCUCGUUAAUCUUUUAUUCAACCAGGAAUAAAUAGAAAAAAGUAUGUAAAAUCUAUGAUUCAUUAAACUCUUGGCUCAGGAACAUUAAGAAACUAGAAAAUUCCAUUUCUGAUUCAUCAAAUUUAUCAGAAAUCUAAUUUUGCACAUUAAUAAUAUAUUCGCGAAAAAUCCAACACCAUCGAUCACAUCCGCUUUUCUCACUCACAAUCUUUGAAACCCUAACCCAUUUAAUUCAAAUUAUUCAUCAAUGACCUUUGAAAAUCCAAUUUCUUCAUUUAUUUUUCUUCAGAUUCUGAUUUUCUUUUUUUUUUUCCUUCUAACACCUCAUGAAAUAUUCAUGAUUUGCCCACAACCUUACAUUCAGACAAAAUAUAAAAUAAAAUUUAUGAAAAAAAACAUCGCAAAAAAUGAGUGAAGAAACUGAACUUUGGUAAAUCUGUGAAAUUAUUCCAAAAAUCCUAAUGUGUGCAGAAUAAGGUUAUGACGUGGAAGAAUCAGUGGAUGUUUUGAGUACGCUAAAUUUGGUCAGAAUAUGAAUUUUUGAAUUCUGAAAUCCGAUUUUUUCAUAAAAUUUGAAAAAUCUUGAAAUUCACCACAAAAAAAUAGAAAACCAUCCAGUAGUUUGAAGAUUUCAAACGAUGAGAUGAACAAUAAAAUCAAUAAUAUAUUUUCAGAAUAGUCUCUACAAAAUCACUUUCGAAGGUUCUCCAAUUGUUGCACUUUAUGGUCUUGUUUGCACUUUUGGAGCAUUAGCCAAUUUCAUUGUUCUUCUCGCAUUUGUCAGAACUGCAAAUCUUCGAAAUCUCAGAAACAGCUUUAUUGUGAAUCUGGCCUGUUCGGAUCUGAUUUUAUGUGUUGUUACAGCGCCGGUCACACUUUAUCAGAGUCAGAAUUUGUUUUGGCCAUUCGGUGAUAUGUCGUGUAAAGUGGUGAGUUUUUAUGGGAGGAAGUCACACGAACUUGUUUUGGGGAGUAAACAAAAAAUUGUUGACAAGUGAAUGAGAAAUUGUCAUGGGAGUUCUACAGAAAAUGGGAAGUUUGAAUUCAUGAAAAAAAAACCUUUUCUUUGAAAUUUCAUUAUUAUAUCCAAGUUCUUUAAAAUAAUUUUCUUUUUUUCCAGUUAUCUGGCGUUCAAGCCGUCAAUACAUUUGUCUCUUCACUAACUCUUGCAUUCAUCGCAAUGGAUCGAGUUCUUCUAACUCUUUGUCCAGUUCAAUGGCGACUUGCAGCAACUGCUCCACUUCUUUGUUACUCUUUUGUUUGGAUUAUCUCAAUUCUAAUAGCUUUACCUUAUGCGCUGACUGUUAAUUCAAAACUUGCUCCUUUUGAUCCAUGGACUGAUCGACAAUCUGUUAAUAUGGUGAGUCUACAAAAAUGAGACCUUCUUUGGUCCAAACUUCAGCCUAGAGGUUUUUGAAAAACCCAAUUUUGAAAUUGGCCUGAUCUUUUGUUCAAUUUUCAGAUGAAUAACUUUUUUCAGGUAAAUUAUUGUCAAAAAAAGAUGCCCGAAAUAUGCGCAGAGCGAGAAGAAGCCUGGAAUAAUGCGAUUAUUUCCAAAACCACGUACACUUUUGUCGUUGUGGGAAUUCAGGUGAGCGAUUUUUUGAUGUAUGAGUCAGAACAAGAAGCCUUUUAUCCGAGCUUGUUAGAGAACAUGUGAUUUUUUUGUGAAUAGCGUGGGAUUUUUAUUUUGCAAAAUGAAUGAAGAAAAACUUUAUGACAUGUUUAAUGGAAUGAGGAACUUUUAUGGGGUUGGAAUAUUUUUAGACGAAGAUUUUUUUAAUGGGAAAUUUCGAGAUUGAGCAUCAAAAAUGAGGGAUUGGAAAACAUAGGGAAUAGUUUUUGGGGGAAACAUAUUUAAAAUUUUAUGAAUUUAUAAAAUUCCAGUACAUCCUUCCACUUCUUGCACUUGCCUACGCCUACAUUCAAAUUGGAACAACCAUCCAAAAACGCUCAAAAGCCUCUCGAACAGUUGAUACAACUCGCCGACUUCACAUGCAGAAUCGAAAUCGUCGAGCUCUUCUUCUACUUUGCCUGCUUGUUCUAACUUAUGCGAUUUGUUGGGCGCCAAUGAAUUUGUAUCAUGUGCUUAAUGGUUUGGAAUAUAUCACUUAUUCGCAUAAAAUGUGAGUUUAAAAUGAAUAAGAUAAUCAAUAAAUCCACAAAUUCAUAGAUCAAAUAACAAUGUUCAAUUUUUAAGGUACAUCUUUAUGCAUCUGAUCGGGAUCUCAUCAACUUGCGUAAACCCGAUUGUAUAUGCCCUUGUUAAUGAAUCGUUCAGAAAUGCGUUGCAUUCUAUGGUAAGAAAAUUUAAGACUUUUUGAAAUAUGUAUUUGAUAAGAUGAAUCCAGCUUAUUUCUAGCUGAUUUUCAAAAAUUAUUUGGAAAUUCGAUUUUUUUAAUCCAAAAUGCACGUUAUCUUACUUUUUAUUGAAUUAGAAAUAUUUUAUUUUAAAAAAACACAUUGUUACAUUCAAAUAAUGAAGGUAUCUCAGAUUCUAUCAUUUCGACCAUGUUAUGUCACAACAACUGGUAGCACAACUACAAAUGCAUUCGCCGCCUACACCGCUACAAAACAAGAAACAAAUACUUUGGUUCGAGACCCUUAUACAACUCCAAUAGCCGCUGAUGUUUAA